Molecule: messenger RNA, 2262 nt
Organism: Dichomitus squalens LYAD-421 SS1
Lineage: Eukaryota; Fungi; Basidiomycota; Agaricomycetes; Polyporales; Polyporaceae
Product: DNA binding protein
Exons: 13
Coding region: 1-2262 (753 amino acids)
Biological process (GO): mismatch repair
Cellular component (GO): MutLalpha complex
Molecular function (GO): ATP binding; ATP-dependent DNA damage sensor activity; ATP hydrolysis activity
Source: RefSeq, a predicted model, not a curated record
AUGGCCGAGACCGCUCCUCGUUCUGCGUCUCCGCCGCCACCCGGCCCUCGCCCCAUACGUCGACUCCAGGAGUCCGUUAUCAAUCGCAUUGCUGCUGGCGAGAUCAUCCACCGCCCUGCGUCUGCACUCAAGGAGCUUAUUGAGAACAGUCUCGAUGCCGGUGCCACGUCUAUCAAGAUCACCGUCAAGGACGGCGGCAUGAAACUGCUUCAAAUUCAAGACAACGGCUCCGGCAUCCGGAAAGACGACUUGCCUAUCCUGGCAGAACGCUUUACGACGUCAAAGCUCUCAACGUUCUCAGACUUGAAGCGGCUGACGACGUACGGCUUCCGAGGAGAGGCGCUUGCCUCCAUCUCCUAUGUGUCCAACCUGACCGUCGUCACAAAGACGAAGACUGACACAUGUGCCUGGAAAGCUGUCUACGCAGACGGUGCCUUAGUCCCCGUGAAGCCCGGUACGAGCAAGGAUCCGAAGCCUUGCGCCGGCAACGACGGCACAACCAUCACCGUAGAGAACCUCUUCUACAACACGCCUACGAGGCUCUCCGCUCUUCGCGGCUCCUCCGAGGAGUACACGCGCAUCCUCGAUGUGGUAACCAAAUAUGCCGUGCACAAUCCUCAUGUAUCCUUCACAUGCAAAAAAGUUGGCACACCAUCGCCGGACGUCUCUACGCCUUCAUCGUCCACGACCGUGCAAGCGAUUCAGCUCCUCUAUGGUCAAACCCUGGCUAAGGAACUGCUCAAUGUCUCUGUCUCGUCCGACAAGGGUAAAGGGAAGGGAAAGGCUCGCGCUACGUCACCUAUUCAGCUCAGCGACGACGACAACGACGAAGAUGCCGAAGCUUGGAACGCAGAAGCGCAUUUCACUAACGCAAACUACCAAGCAAAGAAGAUGGUGCUGUUGCUCUUCAUCAACCACCGAUUGGUGGAAUCGUCAAGGAUCAAGAAAGCGCUCGAAGCGGCGUACAACGGGGUGCUCGCCAAAGGCGCAUCGCCCUUUGUCUACCUGAGCUUACACAUCGACCCACGCUCUGUCGAUGUCAACGUCCAUCCAACAAAGAAAGAAGUGCACUUUCUCAACGAGGACGCGAUCAUCGAGCGCAUAGCGGACGCUAUGCAAGAAGCGCUCAUUGGCCAAAGCCACUCGAGGACAUUCGAGUACCAGACGCUUUUGACUGGAGGCAUCGCCGAACCUCCUGGUACACUGAAGGCCAAGGGUAAACGCAAAGCGCAGUCGGAAGACGCGGAUGAGGAUGAAGGCGCUGCCGAAGACAGUCAAGAUAAUCCGCCUGAAGGAGAAGCCGCAGCGGCAGCGUCUCACCCCACGAAGCGCAAAGUGUACUCUCAUCAUAAAGUCCGGACUUCUCUCAAAGACAGAACAUUGGACUCAAUGUUUCCCGUCGCACACCCGUCCCAACGACCGAGCAAGGAAAGCGAGGCGGAUGGAGCAGCAUCUCCAGGAACACCCCCAGUUCUCAGGACACAAGAGAUAAAAGAGUCUCAAUGCUUCCUCAAGUCCGUCAGGGAUCUACGCGCCGCAGUGGUCAAAGCCAGACACCAUCAGCUUAGCGAGAUCCUCGCGAAGCACACCUUUGUGGGCGUCGUGGACGCGCCCCGGUGCCUGUCGCUCGUGCAGCACAACACGCGGUUGUACCUCCUGAAUCACGGCGCGCUUGCCGCGGAGCUUUUCUAUCAGCUCGGGCUUCGCCAGUUCGGAAACUUCUCGCGCAUUCGCCUCGAUCCUCCGCCGAACCUGCGCACGCUUGUAUCGCUGGCCGUCGACGCGGAGGAGGGCGUGGAGGAGAGCGGAUUCAGUAAGGACGAGGUCGUCGAACAAAUCGUCGAGAUCGUGAUGGCGAGACGGGAUAUGCUGCAAGAGUACUUCAACCUCGCGAUCUCGGAGGAGGGGCUGGUCGAGACGCUCCCCAUGCUCCUCCGGGACUACACCCCGAACCUCGAUAAGCUGCCGCUGUUCCUGAUGCGACUUGGUCCACAGGUGGACUGGACAGCAGAGCAGGAAUGCUUUGGCACCUUCCUCCGUGAGCUCGCAUUCUUCUACGUGCCAGAGCCCCUUCUCCCCGAGUGCGACGCGGACGCGAGAGACCAGGCGCAGGACGCUCAGAAGGCCAUGCUGUGGCAGAUACAGCAUGUCCUUUUUCCCGCGAUGGCGCGGUACCUUGUCCCGCCCAAGUCGCUGUUAGAUCGCGAUGUCGUGCAGGUGGCUGACCUGCCAGACCUGUACCGCGUCUUCGAGAGGUGCUAA